GUACACUCAUCUGGAGUUGCUGCUCACCAUUCUGGCUGUGUACUCGCAGUCACCGAUAACAGCAUUUAUACUUCACUUUCAGAGUAUCUAGAAGAGCUUCCAGAAACUGAUGAGCCGGUGUGGAUCCUGGGAAGGCAGCACCACCUGAAAAACGAUAAAUCUAAACUGCUCUCUGAUAUAAGCGGUCGUCUUUGGUUUACAUACAGAAGAAAAUUUUCACCCAUUGGUGGCACGGGCCCGUCCUCUGAUGCCGGCUGGGGCUGCAUGCUGCGAUGCGGACAGAUGAUGCUGGCCCAGGCGCUGAUCUGCCGGCACUUGGGACGGGAUUGGCUGUGGGAGAAACACAGAAAGCCACCCGAGGAAUAUCACAGGAUCUUGCGCUGUUUCCUGGACAGAAAAGACUGCUGUUAUUCCAUCCACCAAAUGGCACAGAUGGGUGUUGGCGAAGGGAAGUCCAUUGGCGAAUGGUUUGGACCAAACACCGUGGCCCAAGUGUUAAAGAAACUUGCACUGUUUGAUGAGUGGAAUUCCUUGGCCGUUUACGUGUCUAUGGACAACACGGUGGUGAUUGAAGACAUCAAGAAGAUGUGCUGGUUCCCUUCCCAGAACUGCCCCAGUGCCCACUGCAGUUCUCUGUUGCACAAGGGUGUGCUGGGCCGAAACAAGAGCCCGGCAGAGUUCUGCUGCAGCUGGAAGCCUCUGCUGCUGAUUGUACCUCUUCGCUUGGGGAUAAACCACAUCAAUCCGGUUUAUGUCGAUGCUUUUAAGGAGUGUUUUAAGAUGCCACAGUCCUUGGGAGCUUUAGGAGGAAAACCAAACAAUGCCUACUACUUUAUAGGAUUUUUAGGAAACGAGUUGAUCUAUUUGGAUCCUCACACCACCCAGCUUUUUGUAGACUCUGAAGAAAAUGGUAUGGUGGAUGACCACAGCUUCCACUGCCAGCAAGCACCACAUCGGAUGAAGAUUCUGAAUCUGGAUCCCUCCGUAGCAUUGGGCUUCUUUUGUAAAGAAGAGAAGGACUUUGAUAACUGGUGUAGCCUUGUGCAAAAGGAGAUUCACAAGCAACAGAGUCUGCGUAUGUUUGAGCUGGUUCAGAAGCACCCCCCACACUGGCCUCCCUUCGUACCUCCUACAAAACCGGAAGUAACGACAACUGGAGCAGAGCUCAUUGAGUCCAUGGAUAAGCUCUUCGAACUGGAAGAAGAGUUUGAGAUCCUGAGUGUCUGAAGGAAGUGUCUGCUGACCUGUUGUGUGCCCGUCUGUAGCAUAUGCCGGUGUCUAAGAACACACAGCCUUUUCUAGCCCCAAAGUGCCUGAAUAUGACCCACGGACAGAGCGCAGGAACUGAGGUAGCUCUGGGAAUGAAGGCAAGAGUUCAGAAAACUUCCCAAGCAGGGAAGAGAAUUGACCCUGGACUGAGACAUGCAUUUCCCCUCCCCAGGAAGUAUAAUCUCUGAAGAAAACAUACUUCUUGGGAUAAAAGAAUGUUAUCAGAGUAACAACCUCUGUGCUACAGCUGGGAAUUAAACGCCUUGGAGGCUUUGGAACCCUUGGAUGGCUAUUGUUAGUCCAUGUCGUAUGAUGCAAUACUUCUGCUCACGCCGAAAGCAUGAUGUCGAGGUGAAAGGACUGUAUUUACCUCUUGUUCCUUCACGAGGACAGCAUCUUGGAACUUGUUUCAUUGUCUUGUUUUGAGAGAUCAACUGGAUCAGGAGGAAAACUGAUGUCAUGAAAAUAUUUAAUGUUCUCGCAACCACACUUUGUUUCUAUAACAGAAACUGUGUCUAAUCAAUGUGAUUUUGCAAUUGUCCUCCUGUUUCUAGGAGAUACAUAAAGAAACCGGGGAUAUGGAGGGCAACCCCUCCACCAGCCUCUUGAAUGGCACCCCUUGUGCAAGCCCCCCACCCACACCAAGGGAGGCUGGCUGUGAGGGAAAUCCCAGGCCCGAGUCUCGGUGGGGUUGCUCUCUUUCUCCGUAAUUCUCAUUCUGCACAUUUCACCUUGACCUUAAGUUCAAAUCAUUAUUAAAACUCUUGUUUCUGAGCAAAGAGUCUUUCAUUUAAAUUGUAUCUUAUUUAUUUUUUAAAAAAGAAACAUUUACACUUUUCCCCCCU
Molecule: messenger RNA, 2114 nt
Organism: Gekko japonicus
Lineage: Eukaryota; Metazoa; Chordata; Lepidosauria; Squamata; Gekkonidae
Gene: ATG4A
Product: autophagy related 4A, cysteine peptidase
Exons: 13
Molecular function (GO): protein-phosphatidylethanolamide deconjugating activity
Source: RefSeq, a predicted model, not a curated record